Messenger RNA from Heteronotia binoei (common prickly gecko), 948 nucleotides. Its product is annotated as olfactory receptor 4Q3-like. The record is from RefSeq and is a predicted model, not a curated record. NCBI's taxonomy places the organism in Eukaryota, Metazoa, Chordata, Lepidosauria, Squamata, Gekkonidae. Gene Ontology annotation, biological process: G protein-coupled receptor signaling pathway. Gene Ontology annotation, molecular function: G protein-coupled receptor activity; olfactory receptor activity. Gene Ontology annotation, cellular component: membrane. The transcript has a single exon. The coding region runs from base 1 to 948 and encodes 315 amino acids.
AUGAAUGGAUCCGCCAUUUCAGAGUUCAUUCUGCUGGGCUUCUCCUGCUCCGGCAUUUCUCACUUCUUCCUUUCCUCUUUGGUCUUGGUCUGCUGCAUCACCAUUCUUCUGGGCAACUUCCUGAUCAUGGUGACGGUGCGAUCCGAGCCCCGGCUCCUCCACUGCCCCAUGUAUUUCUUCCUAGCCAACCUGUCUCUCCUAGAUGUGUCCUUGGGUUCAGUGGCUGCUCCAAAGUUAGCAGUUGACUUGUUAAACUGCGGCCACACCAUUUCCUAUGGGGGUUGCAUGGCCCAGCUUUUCUUCCUCCACUUCUUUGGGGGUGCUGAGAUGCUCCUCCUCACGCUCAUGGCCUACGACCGCUACGUGGCCAUCUGCCACCCACUGAGGUACAUGGCCAUCAUGGACCGGCAACUCUGCUUCAGGCUCCUCCUGCUUUGCUGGGCAGGAGGCCUCCUUCAUUCCACCAUUCAGAUGGUGGCAGUUGCCCAGUUACCAUUCUGUGGGCCCAACGUGCUGGACAAUUUCUACUGUGACAUCCCACAAAUGAUCGCACUAGCUUGUACGGAGACUUCCGCUGUUGAGAUUCUCAUGGUGGUCAAUAGCAGCCUGUUAACUCUGCCCUGUUUCCUGGCCUUGUUGGUUUCCUAUGCCACAAUCUUGGUCGCCUUCUGUGGCCGCUUUGGGAAGGCAGGCAGGAAGGCUUUUUCCACUUGCAUCUCCCACUUGAUGGUGGUCAGCCUCUUCUACGUGCCUUGUGUCUUUGUGUACCUGAAGCCCUCCUCCAGCUCCCAGGUGGACAAGAUAGCCUCCGUGUUCUACAUGGUGGGCACCCCUGCCCUCAAUCCCCUUAUCUAUGCUCUGAGGAACCAAGAGAUUAAGGAGGCCAUGGGGAAAUGGAAGAGCAAGCAAAAACUAUUCCCGAUUGCUGCAAAUAGAGUACAUGUGUGA